AUGCUGUCGCUAAGGCCAAUCGCAUCCAGAGCGGGCCCCAUCGUCACGCCGCUGCGAUGUUCAGGCCCAGCUUUCUCCAGCCGUGCCCUUCGCAGCUACUCAACCUCUCCUGACCAGCUCGCGACCCUGACACCGCUUUCGGACAUCGCUUCAUCCGAGCUCUCCUCGACCUCGCCCUACGACGAGCACAUCUCCGUGCUCACCCUCAAUCGUGCUCCUGCCAAGAACGCCAUCUCCCGUGCGCUCCUCUCUGAAAUGGACGAGCACAUUUCGUCCCUCUUCACCUCACGCACGGUUCGCACGCUGCUGCUCCACUCUUCGGUACCUGGCGCCUUCUGUGCGGGCGCGGACCUCAAGGAGCGCAAGGGGAUGUCAAAACUGGAAGUGGAUGCCUUCCUGCUCGGCCUUCGAAAGGUGUUCACGAAUGUCUCGCGGCUGCCGAUGCCGACGAUCGCGUGUUUGGACGGACUGGCCAUGGGGGGUGGGCUGGAGCUGGCGCUCACAUGCGACCUGCGCAUCGCCGGACCAGCAGCAACCAAGCUCGGACUCACAGAGACCAAGCUGGGGAUCAUCCCUGGAGCGGGCGGUACCAGCAGGAUGACCAGGCUUGUCGGACCCGCAAGAGCGAAGGAGUUGAUCUUCAGCGCCAAACUGGUCGACGCCGUCGAGGCGAGCAGGAUCGGAUUCGUCGAUAUCGUCGCCCAGGAAGGCGCGGGUACCGCUGCCUUUGAGAAGGGCGUACAGCUCGCAAGAUCGUUUGCGAAGAAUGGCCCACUCGCGAUCCGAGCGGCAAAGCUGGCCAUCGACAAGGGCGAGCAAAUGGAUCCUGAAACCGCAUUAGACUUUGAGAGACAGUGCUACGAGACGAUCCUCGGUACACAGGACCGGCUAGAGGGGCUCAAGGCGUUUGCAGAGAAGCGCGAGCCGGUGUACCGCGGCGAGUAG
Molecule: messenger RNA, 945 nt
Organism: Kalmanozyma brasiliensis GHG001
Lineage: Eukaryota; Fungi; Basidiomycota; Ustilaginomycetes; Ustilaginales
Product: Crotonase superfamily
Exons: 2
Coding region: 1-945 (314 amino acids)
Biological process (GO): fatty acid beta-oxidation
Cellular component (GO): mitochondrion
Molecular function (GO): enoyl-CoA hydratase activity
Source: RefSeq, a predicted model, not a curated record